AUGGCAGACGUCAGUCUCCACGAUGGCCCUGCGCCUUCUGCGCCCUCCUCGCGAGAUGCCGAUGCGCCACCAGCAAGUGCUGAUUCCGCAGGCCACUCGGCGACGCCGGCGAUCUCGGACGAGCUCAAGGCUCGUAUGGACAAAGUUGUUUAUUCAGAUAUCGGUAUUACCACCCUCCUGACCCGGUUGAAACAGAGCGUCGCCUCGGCUAGGGAUUUCUCAACAUUCCUCAAAAAGCGAUCUUCUCUAGAAGAGGAGCAUGCUCAAGGCUUGCGAAAAUUAUCCCGCUCUCUCCUCGAUGCAUCUGUCCGCACCGAUAACCGUCAAGGCACCUAUAGCCAGAGCCAUAAUGACCUGAGUCGAUUCCAUGACCGCAUGGCGGAUCAUGGACUACAGUUCGCGGUGUCCCUGCAGCAAAUGGCUGAUAAUCUUCAUGAGUUGGCGUCGAAUAUCGAGCGGGGUCGCAAGCAGUGGAAACAAACCGGUCUGAAUGCGGAAAAGAGAGUGAUGGAGGCGGAGGCAGCAGCGGAGAAAGCGAAGGCUAAAUACGAGUCGCUUGCGGAGCAAUACGAUCGAGUGAAGACAGGCGAUAAGCAAGGUGGGAAAUUUGGUCUGAAGGGUCCAAAGUCGGCCGCUCAGCAUGAGGAAGAGCUGUUACGCAAAGUUCAAAAUGCAGACUCGGAUUAUGCGUCCAAGGUACAAGCUGCCCAAGCAGCGCGGCAGGAGCUGGUUUCCACCCACCGACCUCAAGCUGUGCACAAAAUCCAAGAAUUGAUUACACAGUGUGACUCUGGCCUUACAUUGCAGAUGCAAAAGUUCGCAACAUUUAAUGAGAAGCUCUUGCUGGGCCAGGGCUUGUCUAUCAGCCCCCUGAAAGAUAGUGCGGUGAAUGCUGCUGCCGCACCGAAGAGUCUCUCUGAAGUUAUUCAAGAGAUUGAUAAUGAGAAAGACUACCGCGAUUAUGUGCUGAGCCAUCAGAAUAAUCCUGGGGCGGUAACUUCGGAUCAGAUUAAGUAUGAACGCCAUCCGACGCUUGGAGGUACUACUGGGCCUGUUGUUCCGGCCUCCCAAACCAGUACACAAAACAAACGUAAUUCGUCGAUGUUGCUUCAAUCGUUUUCCCAGCAACAUCUUCCGGCUCAGUCUUCUCAACAAUCCCCCGCACCAGCACCAGCACCAACUGCGGCUCCCAUUCCAAGCACUCAGCAGUCAUCUUACCCUCACAAUCCGGAUUCAUACUCAUCCUCAACACUCCAGCCGCCGUAUCCGGUGAGUGACGGCCCAGCCGUGCCAGAAAAGCAACCCUUAAAUCCGCCACCCAUGGCAGCGGCACCGAGCCCGUUACCACCAGCUGGAGGAACUUCAGGAAACUUCCAGCAGCAUCUUCCCCCAUUGAAACCCGUCUUCGGAGUUUCCCUGGAAGAUUUGUAUUUGAGAGAUGGAACUGCCGUUCCUAUGAUUGUCUACCAAUGUUUCCAAGCUAUUGAACUUUUUGGUUUGGAUAUGGAGGGCAUUUACCGACUUUCCGGAAGUGCGAAUCAUAUCAACCAGAUGAAGCAACUUUUCGACAAUGAUUCAUCGCAGGUCGAUUUUACAAAUCCGGAAAAUUUCUAUCAUGACGUGAACAGUGUUGCUGGAUUACUCAAGCAGUUCUUUAGAGAUUUGCCCGACCCUCUGUUCACGUCGCAGUCUUAUUCUGACUUCAUAAAUGCAGCCCGUAUUGACGAUGAUGUUCAGCGUCGAGACUCGCUUCAUGCGCUUGUAAAUAGUCUUCCAGAUGCACACUACGCCACAUUGAGAGCCUUGAUUCUGCAUCUCAAUAAGGUGCAAGAACAUUACACCCAAAACCGUAUGAACGCAGGAAACAUUGCCAUCUGUUUCGGGCCUACUCUCAUGGGCGCCAGUUCCGGCGGCAACGUCGCCGACGCUGGUUGGCAAGUCCGUGUUAUAGAAACGGUUCUUUUAAACACUUUCCAGAUCUUCGACGAUGAUUAG
This is a messenger RNA of Aspergillus pseudotamarii, 1995 nucleotides long. It is a transcript of the gene rgd1, whose product is annotated as putative Rho GTPase activator (Rgd1). The record is from RefSeq and is a predicted model, not a curated record. Gene Ontology annotation, cellular component: cytoplasm. Gene Ontology annotation, biological process: regulation of GTPase activity; signal transduction. Bases 1 to 1995 code for a protein of 664 amino acids. NCBI's taxonomy places the organism in Eukaryota, Fungi, Ascomycota, Eurotiomycetes, Eurotiales, Aspergillaceae. The transcript is spliced from 9 exons.